CCGGCCUGUUUGACUUCCGCUCCCGGAGUAUGAGCUCCUGGGGUUCGCCCACUGGUUGUCAGUAACGCACUAGGAGUUCGAGAGUAUGGAGGCAGCGCGCCCUCCCUCGACGACGGGGAAGUUUGUGGUGGUCGGUGGUGGCAUCGCGGGUGUCACCUGUGCUGAGCAGUUGGCUAUUCAGUUUCCAUCAGAAGAUAUUCUCCUGGUAACAGCUUCUCCUGUUAUUAAAGCGGUUACAAAUUUCAAGCAGGUUUCUAAAGUAUUGGAGGAGUUUGAUGUUGAAGAGCAACCGAAAACCAUGUUAGAAAAUCGCUUUCCCAACAUUAAGAUUAUAGAAUCCGGGGUAAAACAACUAAAGAGUAAAGAACACUGCAUUUUAACAGGAGAUGGCAGUCAGUAUGUGUAUAAGAAACUCUGUUUGUGUGCUGGAGCUAAACCAAAGUUGAUAUGUGAAGAAAAUCCUUACGUAUUAGGAAUCCGUGAUACAGACAGUGCUCAGGAAUUUCAGAAACAGCUUACUAAAGCUCAAAGAAUAAUGAUCAUAGGGAAUGGCGGCAUUGCACUUGAACUGGUGUAUGAAAUUGAAGGUUGUGAAAUCAUUUGGGCCAUUAAAGAUAAAGCUAUUGGGAAUACUUUCUUCGAUGCAGGAGCAGCAGAAUUCUUGACUUCAAAGCUCAUUGCUGAAAAACCAGAGGACAGAAUUGCACAUAAAAGAACUAGGUAUACAACUGAAGGAAGAAAACAAACCAAAACUGGUGCUGGUAAUAUGGGCAGUGCCUUGGGACCUGAUUGGCAUGAAGGCUUGAAUCUUAAAGGUACAAAAGAGUUUUCUCAUAAGAUUCAUAUUGAAACUAUGUGUGAAGUAAAGAAAAUCUACCUUCAGGAAGAAUUUACAAUUUCUAAGAAAAAGUCCUUGCCUUUUCCCAGAGACCAUUCUAAUCAGUCAGUGACAACUGAUAAAGAGGUAUGGCCUGUAUAUGUGGAAUUGACUAAUGAAAAGAUAUACGGCUGUGAUUUCAUUGUCAGUGCUACAGGAGUUACACCAAAUACAGAACCUUUCCUCUGUGGCAACAAUUUUGAUCUAGGAGAAGACGGAGGCCUGAAGGUGGAUGCUCACAUGCACACGUCUCUUUCUGAUGUCUAUGCUGCGGGUGACAUGUGCACCGCAUCCUGGAGGCCCAGCCCGGUGUGGCAGCAGAUGAGGCUGUGGACGCAGGCUAGACAGAUGGGAUGGUAUGCAGCAAAGUGCAUGGCUGCAGCUAGUUUAGGAGAAUCUACUGACAUGGACUUCAGCUUUGAACUUUUUGCUCAUGUAACAAAAUUUUUUAACUAUAAGGUUGUAUUGCUGGGAAAAUACAACGCACAGGGCUUAGGCUCAGAUCAUGAAUUAAUGCUGAGAUGUACCAAAGGACAAGAGUACGUCAAAGUUGUCAUGCAGAAUGGGCGAAUGAUGGGAGCUGUCUUAAUUGGUGAAACUGACUUAGAAGAAACAUUUGAAAACUUAAUUUUAAAUCAGACCGAUCUUUCAUCAUAUGGAGAAGAUCUGCUAGAUCCAAAUAUUGAUUUAGAAGAUUAUUUUGACUAAAAAAAGGCAUUUCAAGAACUACAGAAAGUUCCAAAUAACACAAAGUCACAAUAAGGUAAAUGCACUGAUUAAAUGAAGAAUACAGAAGUGAUAAUGAUUUCAGUGGGAAAAUAUAUGUAAAUUAUUUGAACUUUACAACACAAAACUGACCACUUAUGUAAAUGUAAGGAUUUAAGUUACUCAUUUCUGAUUUAGCUAAGUUGUUAUCUACUUAGCCAACAACUUGGUCUGGCAUGCCAGAGUCAUUCUGAUUGUGAAAUCUCAGAGACGGUUAUGGUUUCAGAUUUAUAUUAAUACCUUAUUGUGUUUAUGUUUGGAUUCUACAGGUGUUAUGAGCUGAAAUAACUCCCUGUCUGUAAUAAGCCUUUGUAAAAUAUUCCAUAUGAUAACUUCGCUAUCAAAUGUUGGUUAUAUGAAAAGAAAAUAAACAUAUCAAGGCAUAAGAGUUUAAGAUAAUUUUUGAUGUGAAAUACUCAAGUUCAAAUAACUGAUAGUAUGAAAUGAGAAUUAAGUCCAGUACUUCAGAGAUAAGUUCCAUAUGUAUAAAAUAUUAAUAAAAUUGUCUUAAACUGUUUUCUUGGAAAAUAAACACCUAUCUCAUGCAUCAUCAA
Molecule: messenger RNA, 2196 nt
Organism: Mirounga angustirostris (Northern elephant seal)
Lineage: Eukaryota; Metazoa; Chordata; Mammalia; Carnivora; Phocidae
Product: pyridine nucleotide-disulfide oxidoreductase domain-containing protein 1
Exons: 12
Coding region: 86-1585 (499 amino acids)
Molecular function (GO): oxidoreductase activity; flavin adenine dinucleotide binding
Source: RefSeq, a predicted model, not a curated record